UCUUCUCCUCCAAGAAAUCUUUCGAUUGUUCUCACUGGCAAAAAGGAAAACCCCCAAGAAAUCCCUCACUCCCUCCUUUUGCUUCUCUCUGAAACAGAUCUCUCAGGCUAAACACUCUCUCUCAGACAACAACUCUCUCUCUCAGACAACAUGGGAGACAGUCAGUAUUCCUUCUCUCUCACCACUUUUAGUCCUUCAGGGAAGCUAGUGCAGAUUGAACACGCCUUGACGGCGGUCGGAUCUGGCCAAACCUCUCUUGGAAUUAAAGCUGCUAACGGUGUUGUUAUUGCGACUGAGAAGAAACUUCCUUCUAUCUUGGUGGAUGAAUCAUCCGUUCAAAAGAUUCAGUCUCUCACACCAAAUAUUGGGGUUGUUUACAGCGGUAUGGGUCCAGAUUUUCGAGUUUUGGUUCGAAAAAGUAGGAAGCAGGCUGAACAAUAUCAUAGAUUGUAUAAGGAACCAAUUCCUGUCACACAACUUGUACGGGAAAUUGCAGCCGUUAUGCAGGAGUUCACUCAGUCUGGUGGUGUAAGGCCUUUUGGGGUAUCUCUGCUGGUUGCUGGGUUUGAUGACAAUGGAGCGCAAUUGUAUCAGGUGGAUCCUUCCGGUUCAUAUUUCUCAUGGAAAGCUUCGGCAAUGGGGAAGAAUGUCUCAAAUGCAAAAACAUUCCUUGAGAAGAGGUAUACUGAUGAUAUGGAGCUUGAUGAUGCUGUGCAUACGGCUAUUUUGACACUGAAGGAGGGUUUUGAAGGACAAAUUUCGAGCAAAAACAUUGAGAUUGGAAUAAUCAGCACUGACAAAAAAUUCAGAGUACUAACCCCGGCCGAGAUAGAUGAUUAUUUAGCUGAAGUGGAGUAAGCUUGCUGCUUGCUAGUGCCAGCCGGCUAUGAAUGGAUUUUAUGAAUCAAACUUGUGUUCCAUUUAACAGGGGUGAUCAACUUGAUGUUAGAUUGAAUCUUGUUGCGAAUUGAUAGGAUUAAAUUUCCAACCUGUUUGAAUUGAAGCAGCAAAGCUGGUGAGCCGUUGGACUUUUUGUCCCCUCUCAGUAUAAUGCUGGUCUCAGACUGGCAAAUACCUUGUCAUCCAAAACUUCUCAUCAAGAAUGGCUUUUGACUGUUUAA
Molecule: messenger RNA, 1121 nt
Organism: Juglans microcarpa x Juglans regia
Lineage: Eukaryota; Viridiplantae; Streptophyta; Magnoliopsida; Fagales; Juglandaceae
Product: proteasome subunit alpha type-2-B
Exons: 11
Coding region: 151-858 (235 amino acids)
Biological process (GO): ubiquitin-dependent protein catabolic process
Cellular component (GO): proteasome core complex; proteasome core complex, alpha-subunit complex
Source: RefSeq, a predicted model, not a curated record